This is a messenger RNA of Bactrocera dorsalis (oriental fruit fly), 2345 nucleotides long. Its product is annotated as protein a6. NCBI's taxonomy places the organism in Eukaryota, Metazoa, Arthropoda, Insecta, Diptera, Tephritidae. The record is from RefSeq and is a predicted model, not a curated record. The transcript is spliced from 2 exons. Bases 340 to 1737 code for a protein of 465 amino acids.
AGCAACCCUAAUGCGUUUCAUUUGGCUAAGAAAAAAAGAACAAAAUAAACACAAAUAUUGCAAUUGUUUACAAAAUUUUAUAUUUUCAAUACAAUUACUAAACAUUGAACAGUAUAUUAAUAAUUAAUAAAGCACUUAAUUAGUUGUCAAACAAAUGUAUAAUAGCUUACGUGAAAAUGCAUUGUCGACAAAGAGAAAUUUGUGAUUUAGGUUGAAAUGCAAAAUUAUGCAAGUUGCAAAAAGGACUGUACCUUCGAGUAAUAAUAACUAUUGCAAGUUAUUAUAGCAACAUUCCCUACAAAACUAGUUAUUUAUUCUAAAUUAAGUUAAAAAGUCAAAAUGGAUGCCACAAAUGUAACGCCAUCAAAGCAAAAUAAAACAGAAGCAGUUACGCCUAAUAGCAACAAUAAACAGCAAAAUGCAACUCAAAAACAUUCCGGUCCUUUUUAUAUCUCACCAUCGCUAUUCGACAACAAACGUCUGCGUCAGAAACGUCUCCGUUGGGCCAAAGCAUUGUUGGCGGCGGCGGGCUUUAAGCAGCAUCACCUAUUGCAACGAAAAAAGACUGAGCGCCGCAAACAUGUGUUAUGUGAUUUACGUGCAGACGUAACAAUUGACUUAUUAUCGGAUGAAGAUGAAAAAACAAUCGAAAAUAUUAAUAAGGAUGUUAACGUAACUGAAGAAAAGCCAAUUGUUAUAUCAAAAUGUGCAUCAAUGACAAUUUCCGAUGGUCCACCACCACUCGUUCCGAUUUCGAACGUACAUUCAGCACCCAAGCAACUAUUUACGCAAAUCUACGCUUUUCCCAAGCAAGCUAUUGAAGUAUCAAAAGUGCCGAACAUAACGCUUAUUCCUGUACAGAAUUUACAAAACCCGCCUGCGCCACCACCGGUUGCUUCUGUAGCGCCCAUGCCACGUCGCGUGAAGCGUAAACGUAAAUCACAACAACCGAAACGUCAUAAACAACCCGUUAUUGUCAAUAAUGAGAGCAUAAUUCUAAGUGAUGAAAGUGAUAUGGAUAUAUCUUUGGUAGAGCCCCUUGCAGAAUCUUCUACCAAUAACGUGUUUUCGCCCGCAUUAACGAUUGCAACUGAAACAUUGCCACCAACAACAACAAUAUCUCCCACAUCCACAAAGAAUUUACAACUUGUACAACCGCCUUCACCUACUAAAUCUAAUACGUCAUAUCCCACACUUUUAACACCGUACAGUGCACAAGUUGAUGAAGAAGUUACCGUAUCGAUUGUGCCACGCUCAUCAACAGCAGGCGGCACUUGCCUCAAGUCCAAUGACAACGAGUUGUUUCCUAUGCUACCCGAUGAAACUACCGUACAUACGGUUAUUGCUAAUCGUACUUAUGAGUUAUCAUUAACAAAACUGCGUGAAGGCCUAGCCUCCUGUGGUAUAUCGGAGUUUGCAAAUGGACAACAAAAGCCAGCGCCAGUACGACGUAAAGGACAAUUGGUGGAUACGCCACCAAUGGUCUCGCCUAAUCCGCCGCCCAUAUCUUUGAAAUUAUCCAGUGAUUUAAGCAUUUCAUUGAUCUCAGAUGAUGACGACGACAGCCAUGAACAACAACACCAACAACGUUUGGCGGCAGAGAGUCUCUUACAAAAACAGCCGCAGUUAAUGGUACAACACUUGCAAUUGCCUGUGGGUGGCAUGUUGCAAGCCGGUGCGAGUGUGUCGUUAGUCGGCACAUCGAGGCUGCCGCCUCGGCGCCGAAAACUCGUUUGAGGAAGUGAUUGUAUGGGCGGCCAAAGUACAAAGCAACAAAGCUUUUAAGUGCGUAAUACGUCUUUUGAAAGUAAUUGCAUUGAGAAAGUGAAUUUGAUUAUUUAUUACUACCCACAUUUAAGGCAUUCAACUUCUAAACUUGAAACCAAAAGGAAUACGCAUUUCGAUGUAAAUAAUAUUUGGCUUUGUAAACAGCUCGUGUACUUCAAAUUAUUUUAAAAAUUUGUUUUUGUUUUACAAAAGCGAUUGAAUUUUCAUUACAAACUUUUUAGCUCGUCCAUAACUCUCCCUUCUACCCUGUGUAGUUACUUAAUUGGAGAUACUAAAGCAUUACUACAUUAAGACAGUCUACUUUAUUUUUGAAGUUUUACGCAAUAAACCAUUCGAAUUUUGCUUUUUGAAUAACCGCCUAUUUUCGCGCUUCGAAAUUUCAUAAAAAAGCAACAUACGUAGAAUUAACGUACAAAGUAUUUAGAAGUGUUUUCGUUAAGUGAUAACAAAUGCUUACAUAAAUUCAUAUUUACUUGCUACAUAUUUAAGGUAAAUAUCUGUAUAAACAUUUUCUGAAUAAAACAUACAUACUAUAUACAAGUAUAUAAGUGAAAAGA